AGACACACACCCCAAGACACUCAAGCAACCUCACACCAACCCAAACCACACCAACCCAACCUCACACCAAACCAACCCAACCACCAACAUGUCUGCACCAAACGCUGACAAGCCAAACGAGGGCAUCGUCGGCCAGCUCGGCAACUCCAUCCAGAACGCCGCCAACUACGUCUCUGAGACUGUCCAGGGCAAGUCCAAGGAGGCCAGCAAGGAGGCCAACAAGGAGCAGGCCAAGGGCAACACACCAAACAACACCAUCGGCGACCGCAUCUCUGGUGCCGCCGGUGCCGUUGGCGACAAGCUCGACCAGACCAAGCAUGAGACUUCUGCUAAGGCAAACAAGGAGUCCAUCUAAGGGCGUGCAAUUGAGUACACCUGAGCAUGGAACCUGAGCAUGGAAUGACAUGACCUUUGUCACGAUGGGAUUAUGAGUUUUACGGCAGACUUCUUUCCGUCCUAGGAGACGACGAGUUGUUAAAUACCCCAGAAUCAAAUUGCUUCCUGUGAAUU
Messenger RNA from Pseudocercospora fijiensis CIRAD86, 510 nucleotides. RefSeq lists its product as uncharacterized. The record is from RefSeq and is a predicted model, not a curated record. The transcript has 2 exons. The coding region runs from base 89 to 355 and encodes 88 amino acids. Lineage: Eukaryota; Fungi; Ascomycota; Dothideomycetes; Mycosphaerellales; Mycosphaerellaceae.